AUGAACCAUGCAUAUGAUGAAUUUGGGCAAGGGAGCCAGUCCCCUUACACUGUAGGUCGUGGUGCUCAUCCUGGUGCAGUUCUUCUAUCACCACAAUCAAGUGCGAUGAAUUUAAGCAAUUCCAUUGCGAGUCCAAUGGUUUUGUCACCAAAGAUGGGGGCACAAUCCCAUAGUAUGUUUUUCAACGAUGUUGUUGAUGUACAGCCACUACCUCAACCGGCUAUACCAUCUCAAAGUUCAUCAACAACUCCAGCGGCACCGGCUACUGCUUCUGCUGUGGCUGCCGCCCCAAAACAGGGUACCCAGGCUCCACAAAACUCUCAUGCCACGCAUAACUCAGCAGCCGGUUCUGCUGUACUUUCACCAAUGGUACAAUCACCAAAUUGUAAUCCAUCAAAUUUAGGUUCAGCAUCGAUGUUCUUGGACUCAUUUACAAGACCUUCUAGCACUAGCAUGUUAGGAGCUAAUUCUAAGCCUAAGCAACAAACACAACAAAAUCAACAUCCGCAGUCAUCACAACAACUACCACCUUCACAAACGGCAACAACGGCAGGGGCUGCAAGUCAACAUCUUCCACAGAGUCAACAACCGCCUCAACAACAUCAACAAUCAACUGUACCACCACCACCACAAUUGCCAAAUAACCCCGUUGUUAAUUUCACUCAGGAUAUCAAUCAGCUGUGUUCUUGGCUGUCAAUGUUAAGCAGUGCUCAACAAAAUACGGUCAUGGAUAAUUUGCUGUUUACAUUACACGAAGAUGUUCUUCAAUAUACAAAAUUGAAAUUGAACAGUUUGGUCAAAUCUGGUUUCAUCUCACCACAGGUUCCUGCAAUUGCCUCACCUGUUCCAAACAGAGACCCAUAUCCUUUGAUUAAUUUGGAUUCAGUUUUUACUAACGAUGAGGUUGAUAAUGAUCCAAAUGAUAAUUCAAUUUUGUUUCAGCAUUGGUCGCCACAACCCACCUCUGUUACUCAGCCAAUCUUUGACUAUAUCAAAGAUGUUCAUCAGAGACCAAAGUCUGCUGAUCCUCAUGUAGCAAGAGCCACUGGCCAUGCUCCAAGUAAUAACAAGCCAAAACGUAAUUUAGGCGUUGGUAACAACAACAACAACAACAAUAAUAAUAAUAACAUUAACAACAACUCCCAUGCAAAUGUUCAUAGUUAUGGUCAUAGUAGUAGUAAUCAUCAUUUUACUUCUAAGGCAAGGGCUGCUGCUGCAUCAGGUGGUGAUAUAGACAGUAGUGGAUCUGCUGAAUCGUUGUCCAGACCUGCUUCUCGUGGUAAUGUUCAAAAUGGAUCCGUUGCUAUCAAUGCUGCGCAUAAUAACAACACUUCCAUUGGUAACAAUACUAGUAACACUCACAGCGGUACCAAUAACAACAAUAACUCUACCAGUAAUAGCGCUACCCCAACUGGAACUACAACUGCUACUAAUGGUUCAUCGAUGAACCCAAAGACCUUGACUGAUCCAAGACUGCUGACGAACAUUCCCGUUUGGCUCAAAUCGUUGAGGCUACACAAGUACUCUGAUUCAUUGAGAAGUAAACGUUGGGAUGAAUUAAUUUAUUUAGACGAUGAAACUUUAGAAAAGAUGGGAAUUUCUGCGUUAGGUGCCCGUAGAAAAUUGUUGAAGGCCUUUGCAGUGGUUAAAGAGUACAAAGAACAAGGAUUGAUUGAUCAAAGCGCUUAUGUGUGA
Molecule: messenger RNA, 1695 nt
Organism: Zygosaccharomyces rouxii
Lineage: Eukaryota; Fungi; Ascomycota; Saccharomycetes; Saccharomycetales; Saccharomycetaceae
Gene: VTS1
Product: Vts1p
Exons: 1
Coding region: 1-1695 (564 amino acids)
Biological process (GO): nuclear-transcribed mRNA poly(A) tail shortening; regulation of mRNA stability
Cellular component (GO): P-body
Molecular function (GO): translation repressor activity; protein binding; mRNA binding
Source: RefSeq, a predicted model, not a curated record